ACAACCUUUGUGCUGAGAUCCCCGAGCCGCGGAGUGCGUCUGUCCCAGCCGCAGGUGGGUCGCUGUCCGCGUCCCGCCCAUGCUGCGGUCCCCAGCUAUGGCCCUCGCCAUCCGAGUCGUUUAUUGUGGUGCUUGAGGCUACAAGUCCAAGUAUCUUCAGCUCAAGAAGAAGUUAGAAGAUGAGUUCCCGGGAUGCCUGGACAUCUGCGGCGAGGGAACUCCCCAGGCCACCGGCUUCUUUGAAGUGAUGGUAGCUGGGAAGUUGGUUCACUCCAAGAAGAGAGGUGAUGGCUACGUGGACACAGAGAGCAAGUUUCUGAAGCUGGUGGCCGCUGUCAAGGCCGCCUUGGCUCAGGGCUAAUGUGCCCUGAAGGCAGAGUCCAGUGACCUUGGCCCAGCCCCUGGUGGCAGACGCUUCAUGACGGGAAGGACUGAAAUGUCUCGUGGACGCCUGGUCUUUCCCUGAUGUCCCUGCGGCCGCUGAGUGGGGGCUGAGACUGACGCCUCUGGUCCUUGCCUGUGUGUGUGUGUGUGUGUGUGUGUGUGUUUGCGCGCGCGC
This is a messenger RNA of Lontra canadensis (Northern American river otter), 559 nucleotides long. RefSeq names its product selenoprotein W (gene SELENOW). Gene Ontology annotation, cellular component: cytosol. NCBI's taxonomy places the organism in Eukaryota, Metazoa, Chordata, Mammalia, Carnivora, Mustelidae. The record is from RefSeq and is a predicted model, not a curated record. Gene Ontology annotation, biological process: response to selenium ion. The transcript is spliced from 6 exons.